AUGUCGGAUGAUGAGGAAGGGCUGUUAAGAAUCGAUGAAAAUGCCGACGAAGAUAUACCGACAGGUUUUCAUUUUAAAACUUCUGUCCUAUUUCUGACCUCAUCGGUUUUACAGCAACUGGAUACCAACCGGCGUCGUCAAGUUCUUUUUCAAAGUUUUUUUCCUCAGUGGCAAGCCCAGCAAACACAAUAUCUAUGACAGGUAGAAAUUUUCAAUUCUUACCACUUUAAACUUGGACUGAAUAUUGAUUUUGAUUACGUAUCUGUUCAUUCAAACUAUCGAUUCUUAGUUUUUGUUGUAGAACUUCAUGAAUUCUCGUGAACUUUUUUUGUUGUAAAAUAGGAUUAUUUUUGAGUUUUAUUACCAUUUAUAUAGGAAUACUGGUUUAAAAUGAAUUUUUGCGGUUGCUCCACGAAGAUGAAUUUUGUGCAUUUAUUGAUGUGCAGUAUCGUAUUUUUAUCAAGUAGCCGAAAAUACACUUUCUGGAUGUGUGAACGAGCAAAGUUUUUCGUUGGUUCAGAUGACACGAAAGAGGAAGGAGAAAUCGAAGAAGAAAAUGUUUAUACGACACCUAAUACCUAUCGCCACAAAACUCCUGAAGCGAGAACUUCUGGUUACUCUUCAAACCCUUCCAAUUCACAAGGUUUGUAUCAAAAUUUUUGUUUUUUGAAAAUUUCAUGUCUCAGAGGAGCUUUCACGAGGUCAGAAAAAUAGCACUGUUGGGUUAAGUGAGAAGUUCAGAAAUGGAGAAUCAACGUGAGUUUCUAACUAUUCGUAAAUUUCAUUAGUUUUGAUUGUAAUUUUUCGUUUUCAGAAACAGCCCGGAAGAUUUCGACACCAAACAAUCUUCUGGGCGGAAAAGAAAAGAAAGUGAGUUAACUUUUUGGAAAUAGUUUUAUAUGUGUGUUUGAACGAAUUUUGUGAAUAACGCCUCCACUUCUCGUACUCAUUUAUGAUGCAGAUCGUACAGAGAAAGGAAGCAAGAACUUCCUGGAGCCUCCGAGCAGCGGGAGGUCGAAGCGGGCGAGCCACCAACUGGCCACCAUGGCUAUCACGGCCUGCUUGACGGACAGCGAGGAAAAUCCCUGCAAACUGCCCGUUGAAGCUAUCUAUCUUCCUAAAAAAGCCAAGGUUCAUAUUCAAUCUUUCUCUUGUCAGUAAGACCAGGUUUAUCAGAAAAUUAAAUAGAAGUAUUGACUUUUUUUUUCUGCUGAGAAAUCGCCAUUUUUCGACAAAAAUCGAUUUUUUCAAUUUUUUUUUCAGAAAGAUGCGAGUACAAACGUGAAACUAACUCGUGGUGUAGACACUUCAGACAUAUCUGAAACGACGAGUUUACUGGAAGCCCCGCCGGGGACAACUAUUUUGGUUGAGCUGCAAGUCGUCUGUAAAGCCGGCCGUGAGUUUAUUUCUGUUCGGUUUUUUUUUCUUAGCAUAACUUCUUUUCUAUUCAGUUGAGUGUUUCUGCAUUUGAAAAUUGGAAUAAAAUGUUCUUUUAAAGUUUAAAAAUCAAAAUGUUGAAGAAAAUUGAAAUUUUGAAUACAAAUAUGGAACUUAGGAACUCCAGAGUGGUCCCUAUAGGGGCACCUUAGGGACACUUUACCAACACCUAUAAGGGUCCACUAAAGCUUUCAAAAUUGGUCCCUAUAAAGAUUUUCAGUUAGUGGCCUCUAUGAGGGACAUGUCCAACCAUUUUUUUUUGAAUAAAAUUGAACGAUCCCUAUAGGGACCACUUAAGUUUAUGAGGCUAAAUGGUCAUACCCUCAAGUUCUAUAGGGACCACCUUGAUUUUGACUUUAUAGGGACGACUUUUUCGAUCCCUAUAGGAGCUGUUUUUCCCCCUAACUAUAUAGGGAUCACUCUAAACUUUAAAAAAAAGUUUCUUAUUAGUUUUGUAGUUAGAUGAUGAUUAAGAGCGAAACUUGUCCUUUUGCUUUUACAACCAUCUAUCAUCAUAAAAAUUUGCAAUAACAGAGAAAAAACUGUCAUUUUUCAGCGAAUUCUGUGUUUGUCACCUUGAAAAACGAGCAAUUGACGGGUGUUUUGUCUGACGGACAGCCUCCCAUGAUGGCAGCUUUGAAUCGCAAAAGGUUUUUUUGUCCUUAUUUUUUCCUGCUCUUAACUUUUCUUAUCUCAGAACUUUGGCCCCCAAUUCUGUCGACGAUUCGAAAGAAAGGUCAGUUCAAUUAUUUUUUUCGAUGGCUUCUGAAAGUUUUUAAUUUUGAACGGAUUUUCUGAAUGAAUACGGUUUCUGACUACCUUUUCAAUUUUUAAGGUUUUGAAGCAUCAUUUUUUCAGCCUCUAUUUCUAUGAUUUUUGCGAUAUUUUUUUUUUCCAAAUUUCGCCGUAUUUACAAUGACGAUAGUGAAAAAGAUUGGAGGUAUUCAAGAACAGUGAUUUGAGAAUAAGGGAACUUUUUCGGUCUUCAAAAAGAAACGCGAUUUUGGUCAUAAGUUUCUUUUAAGCAUUUCAAUUUUUCUGCAAGUUUCUGAAACUGCGUUUAUUUUUCUGUGAACUGAAACUUUCUGAGUGUUAAAAAUAACCGUCAUCACAACUCCAGAAAGUUUCAGAAAGAUUGAAUUCUUUACAAGAAAGUUGUGACCGAAACCCCGUUUUUUUUUUUCGGAUCUUUCCUGACGUUACUGUAUGUUCAAUCUUUCAUCCGAAUCACUUUCUGCAGAAGUCUGUCGGCGGCGAGCACGAGCAGCACCCCGGCGAAGGGAUUUCGCGCCGGAUCUCAGGUUCCCACCUCCACGAAACGCGGCGCACAGCGCAACACUUCGCUCUCUGAAAGUCGGCGAAAGCUGUCCUAUGCUACGAAAGAAGGUUUUUCUUCGUUCUUUCUCAAUAUGGACAUCGCUCUUCAGAGGAAGACGACGUUGACGUCACAGCGUGCGAUUCGACAUCGUAUGUGAAAGGGGACCUCGACCUCAUGGAAGUUGAUCCGUAUGUUUUUUUAAGACGACAUGUAAAAAUAUAAAAAAGUUAAGUAUGCGUCAAAAUUGAUUGUAAAGCACUUUGACAGGAUUCCUAAUUGACUAUUAUUUCAUUUGAUGUUUUGCUUUGAAAGAAUCGAAAAAUUGAGUCAACUGACAUGGAAAGUAAUUUUUCUUGGCUUUUCUGCAAAUAUGCUCAAAAACCCUCCGAAUAUCUAGAUUAAUAUCGCACAUAGUCUCUUUCUGUGCAAACUUCUAGUUUUUGAGAUAUUAUUUUUUAAAGUAUGCGUUUAACUCAGAAAUAGACCGCACAAGGAGGUCAUUUUAAUAUGCGACUUGGAAUUUUCUACAAUUUCGCUCUAAUAUACUCUGAAGGUUUAUAUCAAGAAUCAUCAAAGUUGCAACUCGCGCCAGCUUCUAGUUUUUAAGAUAGUUAAUUUUAAAGCUUGAAAAGUUAGCAUUAAAAAUUGUGUUUCACAACUUUGAAAAAUCGUAUCUCAAAAGCUAGAAGUUUGCGCAGGUAGCGAAUAUUGAAGAUUUUCAUCUAGACCUUCAGAGAGUGUUUGAGCAAAAAUUUAGAAAAAAAUGACCUCCCUAGUGAAGUAUAUAAGGUAAACAGUUUUCCAAACUUUUGCAAAGAUCAAUAAAGUUGAUUUUCUUGUAAACAAAAUCGUUUUCAAAUAGUAAAAAAUGUGUUUUGUGCAGACAGACAAUGCACCUUUGUCACUAUGACGGCUGUCAACACCGAUAUCCCUCUUCUUCCGAACUCGAGUACCACAUAACCAAGAACCACGCGAAAAAGAAGGUUCCUCGAUCGACUAGAUACUUAUCUCACAGUUUCCUUCCAGCUCGUGUACGAAUCAAUCUGCUGCCAGACCGAGGAGUCCUUGUUUGAUCGCAUUGAUAAGGCUACGGACAUUUCGGGACUAACGCCAGUCGAAGUAUAGCCAUCCGACGUAUCAAUCAAUCAUCACGACUGUUUUCAGACGAAAGAAGUCGUCAAGCAGCAAGCUACUGAAGACUUUUCCGAUCUCUCUGAUUCAGACGAUAAUCCUCCCAACUUGUUAAAGGUACAGGUUCGAGUUAUUGAAGCUAAAACUGAAGUUACAAAGAGAAAAAAAGCUUUAUAUGGUAUAGACGAAUCACGGCUAGCUUGGGACGCAAAAAGGCGUGGCCUGUCUGCACUCUCCAUCAACCACGCACUGUCUUUUCUCUUCGUGGCAGGACCCUUUUCUCAAUGGUUCAAGCCAGCCGUGAAUCAGCUAUAAUGUCCAGAACAGAAAAUAUUAUGCCGUGUUCAAAGUAAUUUCCGCGAAAUGCAAAAUACCCGUUAGAGAAAGGAAAAGAUCACUAAAUUUUGGAGAGUCAGAGAUCAUUUUGCAUUUCGCGGAAAUUACUUUGAACACGACAUUAGAAAUUUUUCGUGGGAAGCUUUACUGAAUGAGAAUCGCUGCGCGUCUUUUCACACAUGAGAAAAUCGUUUGUAUUAAUUAAUCUACUCAAGCAAAGUCGGAAUGGUGGAUCAUGGCCCCUAAAAUAGGAGAGGCUCAAAAAAAAAAGAAAGGCAGCAAAAAUAGUCCCUUUAUCGAGCCUUCCAUUUUUCUGGGAUUUUUAAGGCUCAAGAAAUGGUGAAAAAGGGCGAGGCAGCAAAAAUGGGGCAUAAAAGCUGAUAAAAUGGCGCAAAAAGGCAGCAAAAAGGAGCCUUUGUCACCCUAAAAGGAACAUUUUAUGGAUUAUUUUCCACCCUUUCCGACUUUGCCUAUGUAGAAAGGGUACUUGUGGACGCCUAGAAGGAGAUUGACAAUGUCCUUUUUUUCAGCAAGAGCAGCCGAUGAAGAUAAAACCCAACGUUGUGUUCACCAAAGAGAAUGGUGAGUUUCGUGAUGAAUCUGUUGAAUUUGUGUCGGAUUGAGAGCUGAAACGGUCCUCUUCUGCAUCAUCGAGCAAGACUUUGCCGCCCGGCAGCUCUGUCAUCGGAAUCUCCACCGGAAUGCCAUCAACGUCAGGAUCGGUCCCGCCGACGCUGGUGGCCGCCAUUCAGCCACGCAUCGGAUCUCCCCUCGACCCGCCCCCGACCAUUGCCUACUCAGGUUCCCGAUAGCCAUUGCGUAUCCAUUUAUGUUGUCUUUUCAGAACACAGACCGGGUCCGUCGAAUCCACAAAUCGGCUCCCGAGUCCCCACUAGCGUUCAGUCGCAACAUGUUCUCAUUGGUGGAUCUCCGAGAGGUUCUUUUUUAUUUUGAUGAACAAUUUUGAGAAAAGUUCUGAUGUUUAAGGUUUUUUCUUAAAUCCUCUUACUAUAUUCAUAAAAGCGACUCUUCAAAUAGGUUAACAGCUUUACUCGCAAGGCAGGUCUUUUUACUUUGCGUUUGAAAUUUUCCGAAAAACUUGCCAGGAUACAUCUACCACACUUUAAGUCCUGAACUGCAAAAAGUCCAUUAAAAUGAGCUGUUUUGGGGUUAUAAACCCUUAUUUUUGAAGAACUGCAGGUCGAGACUUUCAUUAUCUUCUUCUGGUACAUCCAGGAGUGUCCUGGUCAAUUUUUAGAAUAUUUCCAACCAAAAUGUGAAAUAACCUUCCUAGUCAGUUCCUAAAAGCGUUGAAAAGUGGAAAUAUGAAAAACUUGUUAUUUAUAGAAAAAUAUUCUUGUUGUUGCAAAAAUGUAACUUAUUUUUUCGCAUCAAAAGGUUAGUUCAAACAAAAAAAAUUUUACUCACUAGUCAGUAGAUUUCUUUUAAUUUGAAGUUCCGAUGUUAUUUUUUAUCACAAGUAUAAUGGCUUUUUUCUGACUUGUUUUGUAUCCAAUCAGUUUAUGGUGUAGAAAAAACUUUCUUGUUUCAAUUUUUUACUGUUUUUACAUCGUUUCGAAACAGUUUCACUUAGUCGUUCAGAAAAAAAAAACAUUCAUCAAUAUUCUGGUUUCAAAAAAAGCUUUAUGAGCACUGUAAGUUAGCGAUUCUAGUGAUUUUUCUAAGCUUUUAGGAUUACAGUAAUACAGAUCGAAAUCUAAAAAUUGCAUUAUUCGACUUAUUGCAAAAAGGUUUAAAGAAAUUAAGAAAGAAAAAGGGAAAGUUUUUUUAAAAUGAAAGAAGCGUCCGUUGUUCUAUUCUUUUUAUAAUUUCAAGUCGUUUCGCUUCAUUUUUCUUGUUUUUUUCUUUGAAAAAUAGAAGCGAAUUUUUCAUGUUCUUUAAAAACAACUCCUUUGAGUUUUUCUCUGAGAAAUUCCUGUGAGUUUUUUUCACAUAUAUUGGCAAAAAAAGUUUUUUUAACAAAUCUUUGGGAAAGAAUCUUUUUUUCACAGAGAUAUUAAGGUAUUUUCAGAUAUUUCAAAUUCUUGUUUUUAUUAUACAAAAAUUUACAAAUUACUUCUGUUUGACAGGAGCCAUUCAAAGUGGAGCUUCGCCUGGGAUGUUCAUUCCUACGUACCCCUACAUUCCGCAGUUCAUGCCGACGAUGCCUGGCUCGAGCUCUGGAAUGAUGAACGUGGGCCAGGGCGGCGGUGUGGCUCGAACGCCCUCUAGAGAUCACAAAAUACACGAACUCAAGGCGAAAGAAGGUUCAGGCGCUGUAAGGACAUCAAAUCAAAAGAAGUUCUCUAGGAGUUAUGAAUGACAAGAACGGAGGCGCCCAGAGAGGAAUGUCGUCGCCGGCGGCGGCUCCUCCGUCGACCUCGCUGGCGCCUCAGAACCCGCAGCAGGUCACGCAGAGGCCUCAGUUCAUGGGGCCGCCGCUGAUGCAGCAGACGUCAGCCAACCCCUCGAAUCCCAUCAUGCAGCAACUCCACAUGCAGCAGUUACAUCAGCAGAUGCAGCAACAGCAGUUGGCAGCUGUCAACCGUGGCUUUCAGGUCAGUUGAAACUAGUGGAAAGCUCUGGCAAUCAAACAUGGGAUAGGGUUCACGCUGAUCUGUAAAUAAAUUAUUACGUCCGAUUUUAUAGAAAAAGAUCAAACAUUCAUUUUGUAAAGUUCAAUUGAUUGUCUUUUUUUAAAGUGGUCGGAAAAAAAAUGUUUUCCAUUUUCGGAUUCAGAACAAUCGAAUUAGUCUAGUUCGACCUUUCAAUGUCAACUAGUGCAUGAAUAGGCUCCAGAGAAUGGCUCGGUUUUUCUUCAAAGGGGGGCGAUGGCUUGGCUGUUGCCAAUCAUGCUCAUCCCAUGUAUGAUUAAAAAGAAGUUGAAAAAAAUCAAUUCGGCAACUAUUGAUUGCGGUUUCCGACCAUUUAACGUCCUUUUUAUCUUUCAGCUUGGUAACCAACCGGACCUGAUCGCGGCGUUACAAGGUUUGUCCUAUUUGAGUAUUGCUCGAGAUUAUCGAAAAUAUUCCAGCUAUCCAACAACAACAACAAUAUGGAAUGUUCCCUAAGUAG
This is a messenger RNA of Caenorhabditis auriculariae, 7297 nucleotides long. The record is from the annotation of a GenBank genome assembly. NCBI's taxonomy places the organism in Eukaryota, Metazoa, Nematoda, Chromadorea, Rhabditida, Rhabditidae.